UACUUUGAUCGAUCUAACAUACCUAUCUGAUAUUAACCAGAAGUGUAAUAUAUAUCUAAUCUGUGUUUGAUUAUCUCUUUGUUAUAUUGUAUACUAUAUUCUAGUUCAUACAUAUCUCCGACUUAUUCUAAUAUUAUCGACUUACCGUCGCGAAGCGGAUCACUUACCUCAAGCGUUGGAGGAAUGACCAAAAUAAGCCGCAAGAAGGCCAUCGUCAUUGGUAAGUAACCCAGCCCAAACCUCACCUCACACAACUUCACUAAAACAAACCAGGCGCCGGCGCCGGCGGCAUCGCCACGGCAGCCCGCCUCGCCAAAUCCGGGUUCGCCGUCACCGUGCUCGAGAAGAACUCCUUCACAGGCGGGAGAUGCAGCCUGGUCCACGAAUCGGGGUACCGGUUCGACCAAGGGCCGUCUCUGCUUCUCUUGCCGAAGCUGUUCCACGAAGCGUUUCGGGACCUGGGCACGUCGCUCGAGGCGGAAGGCGUGGAGCUGCUGCGCUGCCCGACGAACUACGCGGUGUGGUUCGCGGACGGGGAACAGUUCGAGCUGACGCCCGACCUCGCGCGCAUGCGGGCGCAGAUCGAGCGCUACGAAGGGCCCGAGGGGUUCAAGCGCUACCUCGCGUGGCUGCGCGAGGCGCAUGAUCACUACGAGCUCAGCGUGUCGGAGGUCCUGCACCAGAACUUUACUUCGUUUUGGAAUUUGCUGGUCCCCGGCUUCGUGUGGACUGGCUUAAAGAUACACCCCCUGCACAGCAUCUGGGGUCGUGCCGGCAAGUACUUCUGGACGGAGAGGCUGAGGAGGGUGUUCACGUUCGCGACGAUGUAUAUGGGCAUGUCGCCGUUCGACGCCCCGGCUACGUACUCGCUGCUGCAGUACUCGGAGCUCGCGGAGGGGAUCUGGUAUCCGCGGGGCGGGUUCCAUGGCGUGCUGGAGGCGCUGGUUAGGGUGGGCGAGAGGAUGGGGGUUGAGUAUCGGUUGGAUACCCCCGUGAAGCGGAUUCUCACGCACGAAGACGGGAAGACGGCGAAGGGGGUGGAAUUAGAGUCGGGCGAGACGCUAGACGCGGACGUGGUGGUCGUGAACGCGGACCUCGUGUACGCGUACUCGAACCUAUUCCCGCAGACGCCGUCGACGCAGCGGUACGCCAGGUCCCUGAAGCAGCGCGACAGCUCCUGCAGCUCGAUUUCCUUCUACUGGGCCCUCGACCGCAAGGUCCCCGAGCUGCAGACGCACAACAUCUUCCUCGCGGACGAGUACCGCGAGUCCUUCGACGCCAUCUUCGACAGACAAGAAUUGCCGCGGGAGCCCAGCUUCUACGUCAACGUGCCCAGCCGCGUGGACCCGAGCGCGGCGCCCGAGGGCUGCGACGCCGUCAUCGUGCUCGUGCCUACGGGGCACCUGCUCCAAUCCUCCAACCCUUCCAACGCAAACCCCAGUCCAAACCCGGACCCCAAAUCCGAAGCCGGCAUCCCCCGCGAACAAGACUGGCCAGCCCUGAUAUUACAAGCGCGCACCGCCGUGCUCUCCACCAUAACAGCACGAACGGGGUGCGCGCUCGCGUCCUCCAUCAUCCACGAGCGCGUCAACGACCCGCGGGCGUGGGAGGCCGCGUUCAACCUAGACCGGGGCUCGAUCCUGGGGCUGGGCCACGGCUUCUUCAACGUGCUUUCGUUCCGGCCGGGGACGCGCGCGCGCGGGCUAGGCGGGGCGUACUUCGUCGGCGCGAGCACGCAUCCGGGGACCGGCGUCCCGAUCGUGCUCGCGGGGUCCAAGAUCACGGCCGAGCAGAUACUGGAGGAUUUCGGGAUGGGGGUUCCGUGGCGCGGGUGGAUGGAGGAUGAGGAGGAGAGGGGAGUUGGAGGGAUGGGGAGGAGGGGUAAGGGAAAGUUGGAUAUGAUAGAGAAACCGUCGUCGUUUGUAGCAAAUACGAUUAUAAGCUCGUUGGUGGUGCUGUGGUUAGCAUCAUUGAUGUUGCGAUAUGGGAUUCCUUUCCUUUAGUUAGAUAUUGCCAUUUGUAAUGUUAUAAUACCUACUAAUCAACAUAUCACACCCAGCUCGUGGCUUAUGAAUUUAGA
This is a messenger RNA of Annulohypoxylon truncatum, 2080 nucleotides long. RefSeq names its product phytoene desaturase. Bases 570 to 2003 code for a protein of 477 amino acids. Gene Ontology annotation, biological process: carotenoid biosynthetic process. The transcript has a single exon. The record is from RefSeq and is a predicted model, not a curated record. Gene Ontology annotation, molecular function: oxidoreductase activity. Lineage: Eukaryota; Fungi; Ascomycota; Sordariomycetes; Xylariales; Hypoxylaceae.